CAUUGCUAUGUAGCCGCAAAUGUACUUGAUCCAACAUGUCAGCCCCCGUUGGAACGAUGGUUGAAGACUCAAGCAGUGAAGAUGAAGAUCUGGAAAAGUUUAAGGAAGCAGCUUGGAGUUUUGGCACGUAUGGAAUUAAUGGUACACACAAUACCGACACGGCAGAUGGGGAAUGCAAUGGGAAGUUAUCCCGUCGUGUGGCUGUAUCUAAACAUGAACAUGAUGGGAACGAGCUUCAGACGACUCCGGAGUUCCGUGCGCACGUUGCAAAGAAAUUAGGUGCUAUACUUGACAGUUGCAUUUCAGUGAUAUCUGCAGAAACAACAAAACCCUGCACACUGUCAACCAAAUAUGAAGAUGAAGGUUUCCGGCUGUUCACCACAUCUGUCCCAGGAGAGUUUACCAUUGAUCCCCCUCCUCCCCCUGUAAGGCGUCGGCCCGUCCCCAGCUCAAGUGACAGUGACAGUGAGCUGGAGAUGAGACUGAGAGAGGCGGCCGUGUCAGUUACAGACCUCCUAUCAUCUGCUCUCCCCAGCGCAGUUACACCUUCCCUGCCAAAGUUCCUCAGCUCAGAUAAAUUGAAGAAGAAGAAGAAGAAGAAGAAGAAGAAAUACAAGGUUCAGGAAGGAGAGGACAGUAAUAACAGCCCUGUCCCAGAGAAAAAUAAGAAAAUGACAGCUCCUCGCGAGGUUGAGAACUGUGGAGAAGCCUCAUCUUAUGCUAAAAUGGAGGAGGACCAAAAGAGCCCCGAGGAGGAUAGUCUACCGCUGAAGGUCAAGAAGAAGAAAAAGAAACAAAAAGGCACAGAUGAACGGGUGGAAGAGGAAGUAGAAAAGCACUGAGAGACUUCUGGACUCACUUGUUGUGAUUUGGGAUAUUGGCAGUUCCAUGCUUGUAAGAACUGUUAACCUGUUGUAGCUUGGGGUUCUUAGCAUUCAUUAUAACAUGUUCAGGUCAUACACUGUUAUUUUCUUUAAAUAAUCACUGCAAUGUUGUACUACAAACAUUGCAGUGAUUAUUUAAAGAAAAUUGUUUGGAAUGGAAUACGUUCUUUCAGAAAUGUGGAAUACUGUAAGUCUCACCAGAUAUUUUAUGACAUUUUUUUUCUCUGCCCAAAACACAAUCAGUGCUAUGCCUUGUUUUGUAAAGAAAGCAGUUUACACUGAUGUCAAGAAUUCUGAGAGCAUUUUUAUUAAAACACUUUUCUAUUGAUAA
This is a messenger RNA of Oncorhynchus nerka (sockeye salmon), 1215 nucleotides long. RefSeq names its product protein CUSTOS. Bases 36 to 842 code for a protein of 268 amino acids. Gene Ontology annotation, biological process: negative regulation of Wnt signaling pathway; Spemann organizer formation; Wnt signaling pathway. Lineage: Eukaryota; Metazoa; Chordata; Actinopteri; Salmoniformes; Salmonidae. The transcript is spliced from 6 exons. The record is from RefSeq and is a predicted model, not a curated record.